AGAAGUAGUGUGGUUUCUUCUUUCAUCUCUUAUCUUUCUAAUUAUUUUAUGAUAUAUACACACACACAAAAGAAAAGCAUGUAUGUAAAGACAGAAGCACAUAUAUAUAAAGACACCCAGUAGUUCACUUCUCUAAGAAGAUUUGUCCAGGCACACGCCAAAACACAAAAACAAACCUUCAAGAACAGAUCAGUUUAAUAUUUAUAUAUAAACGAAACAAAUGGAUAUUGGUUUAAUACAAGAUCUGCCCAUGUUGAAUUUCCCAUCACCCAUCAAGAUUCGAUCCAACAUAGAUGAUGACGGUAACAGCGGCGGCUGCACCACUCCCACUUCCUCCCAUCACAAGAUUCCUCCCUUAACCGCCACUACUCCUCCUCCUCCGCCGCAGAAACGGCGCCCACCUCCGACGCCGUCAUCUCUAGUCAGAUCUUGCAAGAGGAAGCUUAUGACGUCAUCCAAGUUUGAGAUAAUCGUCAACAAAGAUGAGAUCGAUCGCUUCUUCUCCUCUGUUUACAACCAGAGGGUGACGUCGUCCCCCACAACCACAACAACCACUACCACUACGACGGCUCUGACAGUGUCCAAGCGACGGAGAAGUUUCCGUUCUUGCUCCAGGAAAUAAUCAAUAGAAAUUGUUAGGUGGUAGCCAUAAAGACUUCACCAUCUACAAGGCUUUGCUUUGCUAAUAAAUCAGCAGCUGAGUUUUUCUCUCUAGGAAUCCAACGAAAAGAAAUGAAAUCAAAUUGGAAAGACAGAUCAGCAAUAUCACAAACGAUUCCGUACAGCUCCAAGGGAACUUCCCUCCCCUUGAGGGCGUUGAUCAGUUGAACUGAGUCAGAUUCACAUACCAUUCGCCUCACACCAAGCUUUUUACUCUCUGUAAUUGCCUUCCUCAAUGCCAGCCCUUCUGCUGUAAGCGCUGAAACUACUGCUGUUAUACUCUCCGAUCCCGACGAGAUUCCUCGCGCUAGCUUUAAACUCCAGCCCAGUCCUGCUCUUCGACUGGAAGCUCUCCAGGCCGCGUCUGACUGUAGAAUUACACAAUUUUCCGGUCACUAUAGUAUUGUUGAAGCAAAGGCUGUUUCUUGCCAACCAGAUUUGCCAGAGAAUCCAUGGAGCUAGGUGUCCUUCCACUAGACCAGUAGGAGGGGCUGCUCGCCAUACCCCUUGAGCAUAAGGACAGUGGAGGAAGAGGUGAUUUAUAGAUUCAAGCUCCCCACAUCUUUUACAUCUUGUGUCUACACUGAUGUUCCUAGCUGCAAGCAGCUCUCCAACAGGUAAAGCAUUCUGGAACACUUUCCAUAAAAAUAGCUUGAUUUUUGGUGCUGUGGUCAGUUUCCAAACACUUUUGAACCAGUCUAUUCUGUUGAUGUCGGCUAUAUUUCCUCUCUCCUCUCGCUUGGUUUUGAUUGCAGCCUGAUAUCCUGAUUUAGUUGUAUACUCCCAUGUAUUAGUUCCCAACCAAACUCUCUUGUCGGGAGCCCCCGAUAGACUUGGUUUGAUUGCUUUGAUCUGUUCUUCUAUCUGUGGGAACAACUGGUGCAAUUUUCCUUCAUCCCAUUCAUUUGUUUCCUCUAAGAAUAGAUCAGAGACUGUCAUGUUCAUUUCUGCUUCCGGUGCCGGCCCCAUUGGCCCUUCCUGUUCCGUGAGACUCAGCCAUGGAGAGUACCACACUGUGAUGGAGUUUCCAUUACCUACUACCCAUCCCAUGUUUUUUACAAUCAGAUCCCUUCCAAUCAAAAUGCCCUUCCAUCCAUGCGAUGAAGAAGUCUUAUCCGUACACGUGAGAAAACUCUCUUCUGGACAAUAUUUUCCCAGUAAGACUCUCGACAGUAGAAUAUCGGGAUUAUGAAGGAUUCGCCAGCUUAACUUUCCCAGGAACGCAUCAUUGAAAGCUUGGAAAUCUCUAAAUCCGAGGCCUCCAAUUUCCUUUGGUUGUGUCAUCUUGUCCCAUGAAGUCCAAGCCAUUUUUUUCUUUCCGUUACGGUCGUCCCACCAGAAUCUCGUGACCUCCGACUGGAUUCUUUUACACAGAGAUACCGGCAGUUUGAAGCACGUCAUCGAAUAGGACGGGAUAGGAGAUAGCACACUUUGCAACAUCGUCAUUUUACCGGCUGUGGACAAAAAUCUAUUAGACCAGCUGCUGCCUUUUUGUCUAAUUUUAUCGAUUAUAGAGGAGAAGAGAUCCCUCUUUUUCCUCCCAAAAUGCUCUGGCAAUCUAAGGUACUUUCCUACACCUCCCUCUUUUUGGAUGUUCAGCUCGUCUUUGAUCCUGUUCUUUAGAGUAGCCGGGGCUCUUUUUGAGAAGGUGAUAGACGAUUUCAGAUUGUUGAUGGACUGCCCUGACGCUUCCUCAUACUGGCUGAGGAUUCUUUUAAGCGUCUGACAGCUAUCUUUAUUAGCUCUUAUGAAGAACAUUGUGUCGUCCGCGAAGAGGAGAUGGUUGACUCGAGGGCAUGCUCUCGUCACCCGGAUCCCCUUAAGAGAACCCUCCUCGCUUGCUCUGUUACACAGUCCCGAGAGAACCUCACUACACAAGAUAAAUAUGUAGGGAGAAAGACGGUCUCCUUGACGGAUGCCUCUGCUCGGUGAUAUCCUUCCUCUAGGCGAGCCGUUAAUGAGUAAAGUUGAUCUGAAAUUCAUGUUGAUCUCUGACCUUUUUUGGGCAGACAGGUAGAGCGAUAACUACGGCUUUGGGAUCUGUAAAUUAAUGUAAUAAAUGUUGUUGUGGAUGACGCCUCGUCUAAACUAAUCUAAAAGUCAUUAGGGGUGCCCAUCCGUCAUGUACUCGGAGAAGCGAAUAUCCACAUUUUCAUAAAUAAUAGUAUACUUCAGUGGUCGUAUGUGAUUAGAGAGAAUUUCGAGUGUAAAUCUGAUAAUUUUUUCUUUAACAUCUUCAUCCAUUUAUUGAUAUUCAGCCAAAUACGCAGUAUAUAGACU
This is a messenger RNA of Brassica napus (rape), 2940 nucleotides long. RefSeq names its product cyclin-dependent protein kinase inhibitor SIM. Lineage: Eukaryota; Viridiplantae; Streptophyta; Magnoliopsida; Brassicales; Brassicaceae. The coding region runs from base 221 to 622 and encodes 133 amino acids. The transcript is spliced from 4 exons. The record is from RefSeq and is a predicted model, not a curated record. Gene Ontology annotation, biological process: regulation of DNA endoreduplication.